UAUUCUUGGUCACUAGUGCGUUUUUACGCACAGCGGCACAAUGAGUGUGUGGACGCCUCGGCGCGUUCUCUUGAUCUCGCUCUGCCUCUUUCUGUUUUUAAAUUGUUUGGGCACAGUGUUCACUUUCGAGCUGACACUGCUUCACACCAACGACAACCAUGCACGGAUCGAGGAGACCAGCGAGGACUCCGGGAAAUGUUCACCCAGGGGUCCAUGCUUCGGUGGGGUCGCCAGGCGGUUCACUAAAGUAUCGGAGAUCCGGAAAAUGGAGAAGAACGUGUUGUUUCUGGAUGCCGGAGACCAGUUUCAGGGAACUGUCUGGUUCAACUACUACAAAGGCAGGGAAGCAGCGCACUUCAUGAACAAACUCGGUUAUGAUGUCAUGGCGAUUGGAAACCAUGAGUUUGACAAUGGAGUGGAAGGUUUGUUGAAGCCCUUCCUCCAGAUGGUAAACUGCUCUGUGGUGAGUGCCAACAUAAAACCUGACCAGACUCUGGCCGCAGAGCUCAGUGGCUACUACAAACCCUCCACAGUCAUCACUGUGGGUUCAGAGAAAGUGGCUGUGGUUGGCUACACCACUGCAGAGACUCCCUUCUUAUCCAUGCCAGGCCAGCACCUAAAGUUUGAGGAUGAGGUGGAAGCUCUUCAGGUUCAAGUCAAUAAGCUCAAAAGCUUGGGCUGUAAUAAAAUCAUUGCUCUGGGCCACUCUGGCUUUGAUGUGGAUCAAGACAUUGCCAAGAAAGUGAGAGGAGUUGAUGUUGUUAUUGGAGGACACACCAACACAUUCCUCUAUACUGGAAAGCCCCCAUCCACAGAGGUUCCAGCAGGCCUAUACCCCUUUAUGGUGAAGUCUGACGAUGGGAGAAACGUGCCAGUGGUCCAGGCUUAUGCCUUUGGGAAAUACCUCGGAUACCUGAAAGUUACUUUUGAUGAGGCUGGGAAUGUCAUAAAAGCUGCUGGAAACCCUAUCCUGAUGGACAGCAGCAUUCCUCAAGACCCAGGUGUCCUCGCUGACAUAGAGGAGUGGAAGAAAGACUUGGCUCAGUACUCCUCACAGUAUGUCGGACAGACAUUGGUCUACCUCAAUGGGACGUUUGAGGAGUGUCGAUUUCGGGAGUGUAACCUCGGAAACCUGAUCUGUGAUGCCAUGAUUUAUCACAAUAUAAGGUACUCAGAUGAGCUGCAGUGGAAUCAUGUUGGUAUAUGUAUGCUGAAUAGUGGGGCUAUACGAACAUCUAUAGAUGAGCGCUACAAAAACGGUUCCAUAACUAUGGAGGACAUCCUCACUGUAUUACCAUUUGGAGGAACCUUUGACUUGGUCCAGAUAAAAGGAUCAACAGUGAAAAAGGCUUUUGAACACUCGGUUCACAGAUAUGGAACAAAGUCUGGAGAAUUUCUUCAAGUCUCAGGCAUUCAGGUAGAGUACGACCUCUCCAGGUCAGUGAACCAGCGUGUAGUGUCUCUGUCCAUGCUCUGCACUGAGUGCCGCGUGCCCAAGUAUGAACCGUUAGAACUUGGUAAGACAUACACGGUGGUCAUGCCUUCAUACAUGGUGAGCGGAGGUGACAGCUUUACCAUGAUCAAGGAUGAGUUGCUAAAGCAUAACACAGGUGAUAUGGACAUCUCUGUUUUUUCCAAAUACAUCUCGGACAUAAAGCGUGUGUACCCUGCAGUGGAAGGCCGGAUCAGAUUCAGGAACUCAGCUGUCUUCACAACCUACAGCCUUGGAUUGUUGCUGCUUUGUUUAUUUCUGUCCCCAACCCUCUGAUUGUCUUUGUGCACUCACGGAAACUGUGAUUAACUUAAGGGCAAGUUUGAUUGCUUGGAAAUACCUACGGGACUUGGUUGGCUGCUUUUCCAUCUCACUGCCUUCAAGGAUAAAUAGAAGACAACACAAAUGCAGGCUCAGGGUAGAUUCAAUAUCCGGGUAGGAACUUAUUUUAUCCCACAAAUCAGCUGAUAUUACCCAUACAGCAAGAUGAACACAUUAAAUAUGAAAAGAACAAAAAUGUAUCGGACAUUAACAAAUACUGUUGUAAAAAGUGCAUGUAGUAUAAUUUUAGUAACAUCUCUGCAAGUAUGAAUGGCAUUUUCUUGCGUGUCUAAAGAAAAUGGAAAAAGUGCCAUAUUAUAUCUAAAAUCCAAGACAAUGCUUGACUAGAGAGAUCUGAAAGAGCCCAAAGACUGCAAGGCACUGUCCGUCCUCUGGGUGAAAUAAUGAACAAAGGGAAAGCUGUCUGGCAGCUAUAACUCUCUCAGGAAUGAACAGAGCACUGUGACAGCUCGUCAAACCUAACAUUUUUAAAGAAUUAUAUUUCCUUAGCUAUUUGAUUACAUUCAAGUUAUUGACAUUAUUAUUAGUAUUGCAACAGCAAAAGUGUUGUACAUAUGAUUGGUAAAUCUGUAAAUUUCUGUUUUCUGUCCAGAUUAGAGUUGUCACAGAGCAACUUGAUGUUGAUGUUGCCCCUCCCUUUACCUCCCCCCUCACCAAAAUUCAAAAAUGCAACACUGAAUUAGCCAUUAGAGUCCCCCAGUCCCCCACCUCAGGGGGACAUGGGGCUUAGCAGAGUUUGGGAGACUCACUGUGGUGAAUAUGAUUACAAAAAAAGAAAAAAAGCAAGACUUUAUUGUGAGGUGGCAUUGCUGUAGCAGAUGAGGCAUUCACAUAGGGUGCUUAAGUAAAAAUAGAAACACCACAGUGUGCUCUCAGUGUGAAACAGAAAGUGAAAGUCAUUCAAGUUUCACUACAGCUAUAACCACCUGCAGCUGUCAAACAUAUCUACACAUUUUUUGCUUUAUAUUAAAAAAACAAUCACAAGGAACACUGAUCUAUCAUUUAUUUAUAUAAUUUAAAAUACAAAGUAAAUGAAAUAUACAGCAAGAGACGCCUUGUGUUUCCAGGUAAUAUAUACACAUGCUCUACAUGUUAGUUUGGUUAGUCUUUGCAGUAGUGUGGGAUGAGUUACGUUAGCUCAUGUCCAUUGAACUGUUCAUUUUACAUCCAUGGAGCCAUCACAGAGGUCUCCUUCUGUACCUGCUAACAAAAGCAUAGAGAGAGAAAGAGAGCACAAAAAUAGGUGUUCUUUUAUAUAGAGAGCAUAAAUUAUUACCUAUAGUUUCAGAUAAUACGUAAUGACCAUAAUUAUGUAAUUAUUCACAUCUGAUUUGAAGAUUUAAGUAUAGAACAAUGCAUGCGAGUAUUAUGCUACUAUUCAUUACACAAUGAUUAUACUGAUUUAUGGAAAAAAUAUAUUAUGUAUGUUAUUAAUAAAAGUAUACGAACAAUGAG
Messenger RNA from Toxotes jaculatrix (banded archerfish), 3289 nucleotides. RefSeq names its product snake venom 5'-nucleotidase-like. The record is from RefSeq and is a predicted model, not a curated record. Lineage: Eukaryota; Metazoa; Chordata; Actinopteri; Toxotidae. Gene Ontology annotation, cellular component: plasma membrane. The transcript has 9 exons. Gene Ontology annotation, molecular function: metal ion binding; nucleotide binding; 5'-nucleotidase activity. Gene Ontology annotation, biological process: AMP catabolic process. Bases 41 to 1768 code for a protein of 575 amino acids.